GAAAGUCCAGGCCCAGGUCUAUGUUCUGAGUAAGGAGGAGGGAGGCAGACACAAGCCCUUUGUCAGUAACUUCAUGCCAGUCAUGUUCUCCCUCACCUGGGACAUGGCCUGCAGGGUCUACCUGGCAGGAGACAAAGACAUGGUGAUGCCAGGUGAAGACACAUCUCUGACCCUCACGCUGCGCCAGCCUAUGAUUCUGGAGAAAGGUCAACGGUUCACUCUCAGAGAUGGCAACAAAACUAUUGGCACCGGCCUGGUUACUGACAUACUGACCACCACAGAGGAAGACCAACACAACUGGGGCUGAGGAGAGAGCAGAAAAUAUGGGAGGGAAGGGGACUAAUG
Oncorhynchus keta (chum salmon) is the source of this 345-nucleotide messenger RNA. RefSeq names its product elongation factor Tu, mitochondrial-like. Gene Ontology annotation, molecular function: translation elongation factor activity. The coding region runs from base 74 to 307 and encodes 77 amino acids. The transcript is spliced from 3 exons. Gene Ontology annotation, biological process: mitochondrial translational elongation. The record is from RefSeq and is a predicted model, not a curated record. NCBI's taxonomy places the organism in Eukaryota, Metazoa, Chordata, Actinopteri, Salmoniformes, Salmonidae. Gene Ontology annotation, cellular component: mitochondrion.